This is a messenger RNA of Ascochyta rabiei, 498 nucleotides long. Its product is annotated as 4-hydroxy-2-oxoglutarate aldolase. Gene Ontology annotation, molecular function: 4-hydroxy-tetrahydrodipicolinate synthase activity. The record is from RefSeq and is a predicted model, not a curated record. NCBI's taxonomy places the organism in Eukaryota, Fungi, Ascomycota, Dothideomycetes, Pleosporales, Didymellaceae. The coding region runs from base 1 to 498 and encodes 165 amino acids. The transcript has a single exon.
AUGGCCAAGCGCCACAGCAACGCCGUGGGCGUGAAGCUGACGUGCGGCUCCGUAGCCAAAACCACGCGCCUCGCAGCUGCACAGCCCAAAGAGAAGUUCGCCGUCUUUGGAGGCCAGGCAGACUUCAUCGUCGGUGGUCUGAGCUCAGGCUCGUCUGGCUGCAUCGCUGCUUUUGCCAAUGUUGCUCCUCGAUGCAUCGUUCGCAUCAACGAGCUCUAUCACCAGAGCAAGCACGCAGAGGCUCUGGCCCUGCACCAGAAGACUGCACUGGCCGAGCACGCUAUCAAGGGCGGCAUUGCGCCUACAAAGUACGCUGCGGCGAUACACAGCGCUGCCUAUGCCGGUAUUCAGGACGCACCCGCCAAGAUGGCACCGCAUAGGCCCUACGUUGCGCCAGCCACUGCCGUCCGAGACAUGGUCAAGUCGAAGACAGCAGAGGUUGGGAGGAUUGAACAGAGCCUGCCUCUGAUCAACAGGCCUAUCUCUCCAAGGAUAUGA